This is a messenger RNA of Clupea harengus (Atlantic herring), 3583 nucleotides long. RefSeq names its product MICAL like 1b, duplicate 2 (gene micall1b.2). Gene Ontology annotation, molecular function: protein binding. The record is from RefSeq and is a predicted model, not a curated record. NCBI's taxonomy places the organism in Eukaryota, Metazoa, Chordata, Actinopteri, Clupeiformes, Clupeidae.
AAUUCAUGGUUUAACUGUGUCCCCCUACUGGUCGUUCGAGAAAAACGGUGGCUAGAGGUCUGCGGUCUGCUGUCUGCUAGUUGAUAUUGUUUUGAAUCUGUAGGCUGUAAUUGAACUGCAUGGAAUUGGUUUGCGCAUGUAAGUGUCCAUCUGGAAUUCCUGUUGAUUUGUAGAUUUCAAUACAGUUUGGAGGGGCGUUUGAAUAGUCGGCAACGUUUUGAAAGUUUGUGAUCGACAAGCUCGAUUCAUGAUAUGGGGUCCCAGAAACUGUUGCUGGCGUGGUGUCGCUUACAGUGUGAACAUUAUCCAAACGUGGAUAUCACAGAUUUGACCACCUCAUUCAAGGAUGGACUGGCUUUCUGCGCCAUAAUCCACAAACACAGACCCGAUUUAAUUGAUUUCCAUUCACUCUCAAAGGACAAAGGCUAUGAAAACAAUCGUCUGGCCUUUGAAGUAGCUGAGACUCAUCUAGGUAUCCCUGCCUUGUUGGAUCCUGCGGACAUGGUGUCUACGGAGGUGCCUGACAGGCUGAGUGUCAUCACCUACCUUUCCCAGUACGUCACCUACUUUGCCAAGGCAUCUGAUGAUGGCUUCAGUAACUUCCUGAUAUCCAGCCUCCCAAACACCUGCAAAGCUGGGAAGAAGGGCCUCCUGAUGUCUGAGGUUGUACACCAGCCAAAACCCUCAGCAGAGAGGGCAAAGGACAAACCCAACAGCAGAGCUCGUGCCCACCUGUGCAGUGGCUGCCAGAAGCAUGUCCACCUGGUGCAGAGACACUUUGUGGAUGGAAAGCUAUACCAUCGAAGCUGCUUCAGGUGUAGCCAGUGCAGCAGCACCCUCUUACCAGGAUCCUACAGAAGAGGAGUGGAGGCUGGCUCUCUCUUCUGUUCACACCUGUGCAUACAACAAAACCCAAAUGGCUUCUGGAACCCUCAUCGCCCUGCAGGCCCAGGAGAGGGUGUUCAGAGAUUCGAGAGUCAAGACAUGCCUUCUAUUUUGACCGACCUCACUGAAAAACACGAACUAGAAGUGGACAUAGACGAGCGAAACGAAUGUCAGGCACCCGUGAGCGAGAAUAGAGGUGAACGGUGCAUCAAAAGCAGUGAGGAAGCUGACAGUGGAAAGAAAUCACUUUCUGUCAAGGAGGUAGGAACAACAAAAAUAGAAGGAAAACAAACCUUUGAAAAGGAGAAGCUCAGGGACGUUGACACAAAGAGGCCAGGGUUUAGUGCAAGCGCUGGCUCUACUCCCACACUGGCUGGUCAGUCAGGCACAAACGGUCGGCCAGUGCCAGCACCACGGAGGGCAAAAGCUCUGCAGCAGGAGCCCAGCACGUCUAAUCCUCCCUGGCCACCACCCAGAACACGUCCUGCUAAAGUGAUGGACCGCUCUGAGUCUGAGGAUCAUGGCAACAAGUCUAAAUCAAGCCCUGGAGAGGAAGCCUCCAACUUAUCAAGAAGCUCUGACCAAUCCAGUGAAAGCCAGAAACCUAAAAGCCCCCCUUGGAUGGAUCUGAUUCACCCUGGACCUUGGACCAAACUCCCUCCAGUCCCUCCGCCUCGCUUGCCUCAUUCCUGCUCUGUCCCUUUCCUCAAUGAGAUGUGGUCACGGCAGAAGGCUGUUCAUAUCUCCCCUCAUAAUCCAUUUGAUGAGGACGACACCUGUGAAGAUGUUCAGGGAGCAAACAGUGGCACACGGGCAGUGUGUUCAGAGAGAGGUGAAAGCCGAGGGCAGUUGACCAUGGUGACGAGCCAGACAUGGUGUGGCACCAGCGAACUGGGCCAGGCCAACUUUAAAGGGUCAGCUAGUGACAACCGGACCUCAGAGGCCAGUGUUCCUCAGUCGGCUGAAUGUGCCGAUACACCAUCUGCAUGUGGAGGGGAAUCCAUUUCAGAGGAGAGAGGGGUGGUGUGCUCAGCUAAAGACCUGUGCUCAGCCCAAGCUAAUACUGCAGAAAACGUGGCUGAAACAGACUUUCUUGAGAAACAACUAGCUGAGGCUAUUGGCACGGCUAAUGUGGUUCAGUCUACUUGUUUAUCUGGUGUAUCAGAUUUAGCUGAGACUGCGGGUUCGGUAUGUUUGCUAAAUUUAGCUAAAGCAGUCACCGCACCAGAGGCUUCCAGAUUAGAUUCCACUGCUGGCAGAACGGAAUCAGAGAGUUUGCCAAAAUAUGCUUCAGCCUCAUUAUCCCGGACGGUUUCAGAAACAGAUGUUUGCCAAGAGCAAGAUCUCCCUAAAAGUUUAUCAGAACUGCAGUUAUCAACCCAAAAUUACCCAAACAGCACAACCUCUUCCCUGAGUGCAUCAGCUAGUGACGUAAACACACUGCUACCGAGUAAACCACAUUGUUACAAGCGCACAUGCAAAGAAAACCCUUUCAACAGGACAACAUCCCUUGUAGAGAUUUCCAAUCCUGCGGCUGCCUCAAGUUCCUCUCUCGCCAAAGCAGCUGCUCCUGGUCAUGGCUUUCCCCUCAUCAAGAGGAAGGUACAGACAGACCGGUACAUCCUUCACAAAGACUUCCAGACAGAGAGAGGGGAGCUGGAGAGGCGUUUGGAUGGCCUGGAGCAGAAGGGGGUGGAACUGGAGAAGAGCCUGAGAAACUGCCACAAUGAAAAGGAAGCUGACCUGUUAGUGAACUGGUUCACCCUCAUCCAUGAGAAGCACAUGCUGGUGCGCAGAGAUGCUGAACUGGUCCAAAUGGCAAAGCAGCAGACCCUGGAGGAGAGGCAAUCAGAUGUGGAAUAUGAAUUAAGAUGUCUCUUCAAUAAACCAGAAAAAGAGUGGAGCAAGGAUGACGAGGCCAGAGAGAAGCAGCUUAUGUCAGACCUGGUCACCAUCAUUGAACAGAGGAACCAAAUUAUCAACAGUCUAGACCAGGACCGGCAAAGAGAACAAGAGGAAGAUACGCUGUUAGAGGACAUGAUCAAAAGGAGAGAUAUCCAUAGAAACGCUGAAGAUGAUCACAGGAUCUUUGGAGGAAAGUUUAAGCCAAUGAAGAUACUGAAGCAGCUCAGCCACAAGACUGAGAGCAAACAGGGGAAGAGCAAAACCUUUCUCAAGAAGAAGAGCUGAAGACUAGCCACAGGGGCAGGCAUGCCAUGGUACAUAAAUGUGCAGUGAUGAUUACUGGACAGUCUGUGUCACAAAAGCCAAUGGCACAAAUGUUAUUCACCCACAAAAUAAAAUAAAAAAUCGAGAAUUUAUGUAGACAUGACCUAGUCUGACAGUGUAAUAUGAAGUUUCCCAACAAAGUUGGGCAGUUAUGGUGAAUUAUUGAGGUGAUCUCAUCCAUUUUAUUUUUUAUUUUAUUUUUGUAUAUAUAGUAUUCCACAGGAUGGGGUAUCAUGAAGAAAUUAUGAAUUUAUAAAUAAAUAUUUAAAUGUUAUAAUUAGUUAAACUAAUGUUUGUGGCCAAUUUCAGAGAUUUUUUCAAGAAUAAGUUAAGAAAAAAUUGUGUAGGCCUAAUCUAGAAUUUGGAUAUUUAUUUUCAGGCUGUUUUAAGAAACCUGAAGACAUUCUGUUCAAAUGUAAAUAGCUUUCAUGACACUUAUGGUUGGGAAGUAAAAUAUUGAUAAUUUGUA